AUGCUAGAGAUCCAUGAUGUCUGCAGGCUGACCGUGGCAUCAGACGCAAAACUCACGACCGAAACGGCCAAACAGGAAACACCACUCUCUCUGUUCCCCCUCCUCCUCCUCGCUGUCGCUGGUAGGGUGGGUCUGCUCACUUUGGCAGCCUGCAGUGUUCGUUCCCUUUUAGACAAUCCGGGGAGCAAGCGACCUGGACGGAGGAAGGCGCUAGUGGCUCGGGGACUGGAGCUCUACAAGGUGGACAUCGCUACAUUCAACGAAACCUGCUUCUUAAAACAAGGCCAAGUGGAGGAGAUUGGUCCCAGCUACACCUUCUUCUAGAGUGGUCGCCCCAGGGCCGAGCGACGGGACGCGGACGUCGCCUUUGCCAUCCGGAAAGAUAUCGUGGAACGACUGCCCCGUUCGCCUCAGGGCAUCAGCGAUCGCCAGAGGAGGUUCCGCUUGCCUCUCUGGGGAGGCAAGUUUGCCACCAUCGACGUCUACGCCCCGACGACGACCAGUCCUGACGCUGCAAGGAACAAAUUUUACGAGGGCCUGCACGCCCUCCUAGCGACUGUGCCGAAGGCCGAUAUGUUGGCUGUCCUUGGUGAGUUCGACGUCCGCGUCGGCACAGACAAUGCUGCCUGGAGAGAAGUGCUGGGUCCCCAUGCUCUCAAUGGCUUCUCUGACAAUGGCCUGCUCCUCCUAUGA
Messenger RNA from Spirometra erinaceieuropaei, 693 nucleotides. The record is from the annotation of a GenBank genome assembly. NCBI's taxonomy places the organism in Eukaryota, Metazoa, Platyhelminthes, Cestoda, Diphyllobothriidea, Diphyllobothriidae.